Striga hermonthica is the source of this 1350-nucleotide messenger RNA. Lineage: Eukaryota; Viridiplantae; Streptophyta; Magnoliopsida; Lamiales; Orobanchaceae. The record is from the annotation of a GenBank genome assembly.
AUGGCGGCUACAUUCCUCGGAUUAGCCAAACCACCCUCUUUUUCACUUCCAACCAUAACCACUGCCCUUUCCUUCUGCAGCAACAGGCCCAAGUUCGUGGCUCAAACGCGCAGGUUAUUUACCCGCACAGCAAAUUCACGAACCGUGUGUUUAUCUAGCCAGCCGAGGAAGUGCUUUUCCCGCAGGUUUGCAGUUCCCGGCGCCUCCACGUCCGUCCCUGAAACCGAAGAUUGUGAUGUCGAGACUAAAAUCCCACCUGAUAAUAGAAUCCCGGCUACUAUUAUAACUGGUUUCUUGGGUUCUGGGAAGACAACCUUGUUGAACCACAUCUUGACAGCUGAUCAUGGGAAACGCAUUGCAGUCAUUGAAAAUGAGUUUGGUGAAGUUGACAUUGAUGGCUCCUUAGUUGCCGCAAAAUCUGCCGGAGCUGAGGACAUUGUAAUGCUCAACAAUGGGUGUCUGUGUUGUACCGUGAGGGGUGAUCUUGUCCGGAUGAUUUCGGAACUUGUCAAUCGGAAGAAAGGGAAAUUCGAUCACAUUGUUAUCGAGACAACUGGACUGGCUAAUCCUGCCCCAAUAAUUCAGACAUUUUAUUCCGAAGAUCAGGUUUUUAAUGAUGUUAAACUUGAUGGCGUGGUCACACUUGUCGAUGCUAAACAUGUGGGUUUUCACCUUGAUGAAGUUAAGCCCAAAGGUGUGGUCAAUGAGGCAGUCGAGCAAAUUGCUUAUGCUGACCGCAUUAUUGUAAACAAGACUGAUCUUGUUCGUGAACCUGAGGUUGCUUCAGUAAUUGAAAGGAUAAAGAGCAUAAAUCGUAUGGCUCAACUAAAACGGACACAAUUUGGAAGCGUUGAGUUGGAUUAUGUUCUCGGUAUUGGAGGCUUUGAUUUGGAAAGAAUUGAUAGUGCUGUUGAAGUUGACCGCCCGGAGGAAGAUCACGAGCAUGGUGCUCACAGCCACGAUCACCAUCAUCAUGAUCACCACCAUCACGAUCACGGACAUGAUCAUAAGCACGAACAUCAUGAUCACCACUCACACGAUCAUACUCACGACCCUGGUGUUUCUUCAGUCAGCAUAGUUUGCGAAGGGACUUUGGAUCUUGAAAAGGCAAACAUAUGGCUAGGUACCCUGUUGUUAGAAAGAAGUGACGACAUAUACCGAAUGAAAGGCCUUCUAUCCGUCCAUGGCAUGGACGAGCGUUUUGUUUUUCAGGGAGUGCACGAGAUAUUCCAAGGGUCACCGGACAGGAUGUGGGGCCCACAAGAGCCGAGAGUAAAUAAGCUCGUUUUCAUUGGAAAGAACCUCGAUGCUGAGGAGUUAAACAAGGGGUUCAAGGCGUGUCUGUUGUAG